Mangifera indica (mango) is the source of this 1661-nucleotide messenger RNA. RefSeq names its product probable polygalacturonase At3g15720. The record is from RefSeq and is a predicted model, not a curated record. Gene Ontology annotation, molecular function: polygalacturonase activity. Gene Ontology annotation, biological process: carbohydrate metabolic process. Lineage: Eukaryota; Viridiplantae; Streptophyta; Magnoliopsida; Sapindales; Anacardiaceae. The coding region runs from base 94 to 1464 and encodes 456 amino acids. The transcript is spliced from 11 exons.
CUUAUAUCUAACAUACCAAAAUUUUUUAUAUAUAUAUCUAAAAGUGUGAAAAACAUAGCCAUUCUAGCUUGAUUCUCACAAAUUUGACGUUCGAUGCAGCAUCGUUUGCUAGCUAUGUUGGCGAGUCAUGUUUCUGAUUUGUUGGGAAGAAUAUAUAUUUUGAUCUUUGUACUAUCAAUUUUCACGAAUGUGAAUGCUGCUUAUGGGAAAGCAUUUAACGUUGUGAAUUAUGGAGCGAUUGGUGUUGGAAAGUCAAAAGAUACCUGGAAAAUCUUCACUACAUUCAUGGUUUUAUCCAUGGCGUACCGCGGAUCGAGCCUUCAACUCUCUCUUAAACCACGUGCUUUUGACUACUAUGUGAAUGUGAUGAAUAUGGGGGCUGCUGGUGAUGGAAAAACAGAUGAUUCACAGGCUUUUUUGAAAGCAUGGGCAGCUGUUUGUGGAGCACGGAAAUCUGAACCACUUCUGGUUAUACCACGUGGGAAAACAUUCCUUUUGUACCCGAUUACGUUUCGGGGUCCAUGCUCAUCCUCAUCCGUUAAUAUUCAGAUUUGGGGAAAUAUUGUGGCACCAGAAUAUUCAGCUUGGAAGGGAAAAGAUGUGCAAACCUGGCUUCUUUUUGAUAGCAUAAACUGGCUUAAAAUUAAUGGAAACGGGCAAAUUGAUGGACGCGGUGAAAGCUGGUGGAAGAAUGCUUAUAGUCCUUAUAAUAGACCCUCCGCUUUGACAUUUAACAAUUGCAAUAACCUGCGUGUGAACGGAUUGCAUCACGUCAACAGCCAACGGAACCAUAUUAGUGUAACUGGUAGCAAGAGUGUAGUCCUUUCUCAUUUAACUAUCACUGCUCCUGAUAGCAGCCCCAACACCGAUGGCAUCGAUCUCGACCAGUCAAGCAAUGUUAUUGUAAAAGACUGCACCAUUGGAACUGGUGAUGACUGUAUUGCAGUUGGUACUGAAUCUUUCAACUUCAUCUUUAAUCGUAUCACAUGUGGGCCAGGUCAUGGCAUAAGUAUUGGAAGUUUGGGAGCACGUGGAACUUUUGCUAGAGUUAAAAACAUUCAAGUCUACGACUCUAUCUUCAAAGGGACUACUAAUGGUGUAAGGAUAAAAACAUGGCAGGGAGGAUCUGGGUUUGCCAAGAACAUUACCUUUGACAAAAUUCACCUUGAGUCAGUUCAGAACCCUAUUAUCAUAGACCAAUAUUAUUGUCCAUAUGGAAACUGCCAAAAUCAGACGUCAGCUGUUAGACUAAGCGAUAUCACGUACCAUCGUUUCCGGGGGACUUCAGUUUAUCCUGAUGCAGUUAUAUUGAGUUGCAGCCAUACUACUGGUUGUUACAAUGUUAGAGUUAGAGACGUUAAAAUACAGAAUUCUAAGCGUGGAGUUGUUAGCAAAGCUUCAUGCAUCAACGCUUACGGAGACUCUCUUAAUUCUUACCCGGCUGUAGAUUGUCUUAAACGUUAAUAAAUAAAAAACAUAAAGAUCAUUAGAUCCUUAAAAAGCUCAGUCAGGCGCAGACCAGGAGACGAUCCUGUGAAAGCGUAUGGAUGACAGCGAAAGUGAUAAUCUUUUUGUGUGGUCCACUUUUCCAGAUUUGGCUGCACGCCAGCCAUAUUUAGUCAGUUGCCUAAAAUAAGAAUCCACGCAGCCUCUUCUACCUC